This is a messenger RNA of Dioscorea cayenensis subsp. rotundata (Guinea yam), 771 nucleotides long. Its product is annotated as putative B3 domain-containing protein At4g03170. The record is from RefSeq and is a predicted model, not a curated record. NCBI's taxonomy places the organism in Eukaryota, Viridiplantae, Streptophyta, Magnoliopsida, Dioscoreales, Dioscoreaceae. Gene Ontology annotation, molecular function: DNA binding. The transcript has a single exon. Bases 1 to 771 code for a protein of 256 amino acids.
AUGAGUUCUGAUCCAUCCCGGCAAAACUGGAUUCUUCCAAGCUCAUUGCAGAGCCACAUGAAGAGAAAACCUUUUUCUCGGAAACUAAGGACACACUUCAAAGCCAAAGAGUUUUCCAAUCCUUAUAACAAGCUUGAAGUUCUACUUGUCAUGACUGAAAAAAGGCUAAAAAGAUUAAAGGAAGAAACCAUCCAAGAAGAAAGAAUGCAACAACAACAACAACAACAACAACAACAACAGGAAGUAGUUAUUCAACCUGUUGAAAAUGAAGUUAGAGAACUUCAACAAGAUAGAGUUGAAAAUAUUAAUGAAGUGGUUGAACACCAACAUGAAGAACAUCCACCACCAGAGUGGAUAGUAAAUGUUAUAAAGAAUAUUGGUGGAGAGAAUUUGAAGCUUUUGUUUAAGAAAGAACUGACAAGAAGUGAUGUAGAAAGUCAGCAAAAUAGAUUACUGCCUUCAAAAGCAGAUAUGAAUUAUGAAGUGAUACCUUAUUUGACAGAACAAGAGAGAGUAAAUUUGGGAAAUGAAGUUGUAAUGAGAGUGAGAGUGAUUGAUAGUUCUGGGAGAGAUUAUGAGAUGAGAAUGAGGUAUUAUAAAUCACUGACAGGGCAUAGGAUUAUUGGUAGUGAUUGGAGAAACUUUUUGGUGAAUAAUGAGUUGAAGGCUGGACAACAUGUGGUUUGUGUUUGGGGGUUUAGAGUUCAUGGUGAGCUUUGUUUUGCUAUGGAUCAUGCUGUCAUUUCUGGCUGCAUGGAUUACAGGUUGUGA